Messenger RNA from Stegostoma tigrinum, 2993 nucleotides. RefSeq names its product carboxypeptidase N subunit 2. Gene Ontology annotation, molecular function: protein binding. Lineage: Eukaryota; Metazoa; Chordata; Chondrichthyes; Orectolobiformes; Stegostomatidae. Bases 207 to 2837 code for a protein of 876 amino acids. The transcript is spliced from 3 exons. The record is from RefSeq and is a predicted model, not a curated record.
UGCAGAGGACGAUAUACUCUUACUUUCUCAAUCGUGUGAGUCAUAUUUGUAACAAUGCCAUUUGUAUCAUUUACUUAAGGACAUUCCUCAGUAACAAGUGAUACAGUGCAGUUUUGCACAAGGUCAACACCAUUAAAUUGACCCUGGACAGUUCAAGACCAGCAGCUGCUCUUAAAGGAGAAGAACAUUCUGGUUACUACAGGAAAAUGACUUGGAUACAGUUCUUGAGCUUUCUAUUCUUUACUGAACUGUGUGGUUUGACCAGUUCCACUUCUAAGUGUGACUUUCAUUCAGAUGUCUUGUUCUGUAGUGGGAAAUUCAUAACUGAAAUUCCAACAGUUAUACCAUCAAAUGCAACUCGUUUAACAUUUUUGAACACCAACAUUUCUAUAGUAAGAGCUGGAGACCUUCAAAAUUAUUCAGCUUCACUAACAAUGCUUGCGUUUAAUGAUAAUCCUAUACAUAAAAUAGAAAUUGGAGCUCUGGAUGGACUCACUAACCUGACACACUUUGAGAUAACAGGUAGUCCAUUGAAAAGAUUGAGCAAUGGAAUUUUUGACAGCCUUCUGCAAAUGGAAAAUCUCUACCUGUCUGAAAACAAGAUCAAUAUUCUGGAUAAUGGAUUAUUUGAUAAGCUUGCCAAUUUGGUUGAGCUGCGGUUGUUUGAUAAUGAAAUAGAAGUUCUUCCUGACCAGAUAUUUGACAAACUUACACAGCUUAAAACACUGCAGUUGGCGAAAAAUCAGAUAAGCAAUCUUCCUUGGGGAAUAUUUGAUAAGCUUUCCAAACUCAAAUCCCUCAAACUUUACCAAAAUCAGAUUACUGAUCUUCAGGAAGGUAUUUUUGAUAACCUUCCUGAAUUAUUGGAACUUUCUUUGGGAAAUAAUAAUGUGACGCAUCUCCCACCUGGAAUCUUUUCCAAACUGCCUAAGUUACAGAAACUAUAUUUGAACAAUAACCAAAUCACAGAACUGCCGCCUGGUCUUUUACGUAAUUUGACUAAAAUAUCUAAAUUGAAACUUGAAUCUAACAUGCUCUCAAAUCUUCCUUCUGAUUUAUUUGGAUUAACACCAAAUCUUAUUGGACUUUCACUGACUAAAAAUGAACUAAUCACUAUUCCUGAUGAUAUGUUCAGUAAACUGCCUAAUUUGAAAUCCCUGAUAUUGAGUGAGAACCAGAUUACUCAUCUUCCAAAGAAAGCUUUCAAUGGCCUUGAGAAAUUAACUCAACUUGAUCUGAAAAAAAAUCAGCUGGUUAUCUUAGACAAAGACGUUUUUAAAAACUUACCCAAUUUGAGAAAGCUUGAGCUUAAUUUAAAUCAAUUAUCUAGCAUACCUCAUGGAAUAUUUGAUAAUUUGGGAAAUCUGGCUUCAUCUGGACUCAAUCUGCUGGGUAAUUCUUUGGUAUGUGACUGUCACUUAUUGUACUUUAGAAAUUGGUUGAAGUCUCAUGAAAAGAAAGUAAAAUCAUAUACUGCGAUGCAAUGUUUUAUACCUGGUAGUAGUCUUGCAAGUAAUAUUCACUCUUUAAGGGAUGAAGAACUGGUCUGCUUAACUACAACAGAGAAAAGCACAACUACAGAAAUUUCAACUUCUACCACAGCCAUGUUGACACCUACUGAUAUUAGUACAAUUACUACGGAACUAAUGACAGAACAGCUCAGCACCAGAGAAAUUUCAACUUCUAGUGUGACCACUUGGGUAUCUACCCCCAUUUCCACAAUAACAACAGGAUUCACAACAGAGCAAAGCAGUACUUUAGUGGCAUCAACUGCAUCCAUGAUGACAUCAGCAGCCUCCACUAGAAUGACAACUGAAUUAUUAACAGAACUAUUAACAACCACAGAGGUUCCAGUCACAACAGUGACUCCAUUAUUAUCAACGUCUUCUGCAACUACAUCAGAACAGACAACAACUCCAGAAAUUUCAACUUCUUCUGUUACUACUUGUAUAUCUACUCCGAUUUCCACAACAACAACAGUGAUCACAACAGAACAGAGCAGCACUUUGGUGACAUCAACUUCAUUCAUGACGACAUCAACGGCUCUUAAUAUCAUCACAACUGAAUCAACAACACAACUAUUAACUACUGCAGAGAUUCCGACUCCAACUGUGACUCCAUUUCUAUUGACCCCCUUUACUACAACAACAGCAACAACAAAACAGACCACGACUCCAGAAAUUUCAACUUCUGUUGAGACUACAUUAUUUUCUACUCCCAGUACUGCAAUAACAACGGAACAGAGCACUACUCCAGGAGUUAUAACUUCUGCUACAGCAAGUGUGAGUACAGCCACAACAAAGAUUUUGACAACUACCAGCAUACCAUCCAAGCAAUCACCAUCUUUUCUGGUUCUUAUUCCUUGGUCAUCCACAGUACCCUGGAGCACAUCACUGGAGACUGAGAUUACACAGGAAGCGGGUUCACUUACCAAUUCUAUUAUGGAUACAACUUACCAGUCUCCAUUAGUUCAACAGGUAGAAACAUCUACCAUUUCAACCGCAACAACUCUUACUACAUACACUCCAGGACGUCCAACUGGCAAUGAGUCAAUGCAGCCAAGAAGUACAUCAAAUUCACUUUUCAGUUUGAUUCCCACCCAGGCAUUUGGUGGGAAAAAUGCAAUCCCACUGCCUUUUGCAAGAGAAACAAUGGUUUCCAAUGAAAAAGGAACAUGCAGGUUAAUAGCAUCAUUAUAUCUAACACUACUACUGUUUCAAAUAAUCUUCACAUCCAUUCUUCUGUGGUUUGUAUAUAACAUUCACAAUUCACUUUUCCAUGGAAUGACAAAUAGGAUUUCAAUUAGAUUAAUUAAGUUUCAAGAAAACAAUAAAUAAUUUAACAACAAAAUGUUUGUUGUUUAGUCUUCAAAAUUCUUUCUAAUGUAAUUGUGUUACAUAUGCAUGGCAUGCAAAACCAGUUUGACAAUUGCUUUAUUGAAAUAGUAGCACGCUAUUGCAUCAUUUUGAUCUAAAUAAAAUGUACAAAAGAGG